AUGAGCCGGCGAUGUUCAUCCAUUUUUCAGAAAACGGGCUCGCUUCUACCAAUCAUCUCCUCUGCCUCCGGUGGUCACCUCCUGUCUGGUGGCCGUCGUCCUUACUCACUGAAGCCUCCGGGAAGGUCGUCCAGCCCCUGCUUUAGCCAAUCCUACCUUCACAUUUCUUCUCUGCUGCAAUCGUUCGUCAACCGGAAGGCCAUUGAACCCGGCAAGCAGCUCCACGCUCAUCUCAUCGUCUCGGGCCUCGGUUGCGACGCCGUCUUGGCGACCAAACUGGUGAACAUCUACUCCGUCUCCCAUUCUUUAGCUUACGCUCAGGCCCUGUUCGACAUAAUUCCCAAAGGAAACAUCUUCCUCUGGAACGUCCUCAUCCGGGGUUAUGCCUGGGACGGUCCCCAUGAGAGGGCUGUCGAGCUCUUUCAGCAGAUGCUCGACAGCGGGCUCGAGCCGGACAACUUCACCUUCCCGUUUGUCCUCAAGGCCUGCUCCGCCCUCUCCAAUAUAGAGGUGGGGAGGUGCAUCCACGACCGGGUGAUGCGUUCCCGGUGGCAGACCGACGUGUUCGUCGGCGCAGGGCUCAUCGAUAUGUUCGCCAAAUGCGGCUACGUAAGCGAAGCCCAGGAGGUGUUCGACAGAAUGCCGGCUAGAGACGCCGUGCUGUGGAACUCCAUGAUCGCCGCCUAUGCUCACAACGCCUACCCUCUGCGGGCGCUGGCCCUGUGCCGCGGCAUGGUUUUCAACAGCUUUAAGCCAACAGAGGCGACGCUGGUGACGGCCAUCUCAGCCUCCGCCGAUGCCUCAGCGCUGCCUAAGGGGCGAGAGAUCCACGGCUUCAGCUGGAGGGUUGGCUUUCACACCCACGACAAGGUUAAGACUGCCCUCAUUGAUAUGUACGCCAAGGGCGGAUGGGUCCGGGCUGCGAAGACUCUCUUUGAUCAGCUCACGGAGAAGAGGGUCGUCUCCUGGAACGCAAUGAUUUCUGGGUACUCCAUGCACGGCUACGCUUAUGAAGCGCUCGAAUUGUUCGAGAGAAUGAAAGAAGAAGGCCGGUCAAAAUGGUUAGUUCCCGAUCACAUCACCUUCGUCGGGGUCCUCUCGGCCUGCCGCCAUGGCGGCCUCUUGGAGCUCGGGUGGGACUUGUUCAACUCCAUGGCCAAAGAUUACUCGAUCACACCUACAAUUCAGCAUUACACCUGCAUGAUCGAUCUCCUCGGCCACUCCGGGAGUCUGGAGAAAGCGUACGACCUCAUCGGGAAGAUGCCCAUCAGGCCGGACUCCGGCGUCUGGGGCUCUCUGCUCAACGCGUGCAAGAUUCACAGGAACGUUGCGCUUGGCGAGGUGGCUCUUCAAAAGCUGAUAGAACUCGAACCGGACGAUGCCGGGAACUACGUCAUCCUGUCUAACCUCUACUCCAUUGCCGGGAACUGGGAAGGAGCCACCAGGAUGAGAAAGAUGAUGAAGGAGAGAGGGCUGAAGAAGGCCAUCGCUUGCAGCUGGAUCGAGAUCAAGAACGAGGUCCACACCUUCGUCGUGGGGGACAAAUCCCACCCUCGGUCGGCGGAGAUAUACGCGGAGCUCGAGGUUCUUGAAGGGCUGGUUAAGAAGACCGGCUACGUCGCGUACACCAUGCCUGUCUUCCACGAUGUCGAGGACGACGAGAAGGCCGACAUGGUCCGUUGCCACAGCGAACGGCUGGCCAUCGCCUUCGGCCUUAUAAGCACGCCUCCGAGGACGAGGCUCCUGGUCACCAAGAACCUCCGUGUCUGCGAGGAUUGCCACGAGGUCAUCAAACUGGUGUCUAGGAUCGUAGAGAGGGAGAUCAUUCUCAGAGAUGUGAACAGGUACCACACCUUCAGGGAGGGCAAUUGCUCUUGUGGUGACUAUUGGUAA
Spirodela intermedia is the source of this 1893-nucleotide messenger RNA. The record is from the annotation of a GenBank genome assembly. NCBI's taxonomy places the organism in Eukaryota, Viridiplantae, Streptophyta, Magnoliopsida, Alismatales, Araceae.